AUGGCGACCGACACGACAGCCCAGGCUUUUAAACAGCCUAUGACGGCACCGGAGUUGAUCGCGUUCGUUAAGAAUGAGCUCGAUGCCGACGAGGAGCGUCAGGCCAAGGCGUCGGCGGCCAGCGCUGGGGAAUUGCCGCGGGAAUCGCAGACCGGGUCGACGCUGGACUUGAGCCAUAAGAAUAUUGGUGCGCUGCCGGUGGAAGUUAUUACAUUGAUCAAGGACAAAGUCGAAAGACUCGCGCUGUCACACAAUCCGCGCAUUGCUUUGCCGUUAGAGAUCGGCCUGUGCGAUCGACUUCGAUAUCUGAAUUUGCGAUGGAACAAGCUGAAGCACUUUCCCGAAGCUGUCUUGACGCUGGCCAAGCUCGAAAUAUUGGACAUCAGCAAGAAUGCGAUCGAUGGCAUACCGGAGGAAAUCAAGAACAUGACGAACCUCAAAUUCUUAGCCGUUGCGCGGAACCAGWUCAAGCGUCUGCCAUAUGCUCUAGGUGAGAUGAAUCUGGUGAAGCUCAAGUUCGACGAGAACCCGAUCGAGUUUCCACCUCCCGAAGCGUUAAAGACAGACCGGAGGAAUCCGUCAGUCGAAUCCGAAAAGGAUAAGGAUAUGUGUCAGCAGGUCAAGCGAUAUAUGAAGACAGUGAUGCGAGAGAGACUGAGGACAAACUCCGAGGACGACUUCAGUGCGAGCAGUGCCGAAACUCCACGUCCUCCCAGGAGAGGAGCACACGGUGGACGGUUUCCGGUGCGGCCCAGCAUCAGCGGUAUAGAGAAUGUCCAGGGUCUCGAUCUCAGAGCGGAGUCCCCACCCGWGAAUGUUCCGCCCAUUCCAGCAAGGAACCAUGCCCGAGGACUGUCAUCAGCCUCUCAUAUUGGUCGAAGACCGGGAGUUACCCCUUUGCUGACUACUGGACUGGACACCAACCGAAGCAGGAGUGAGUCUGUCGCAUCUGCCAACAUGCGGAAUCGAAGGCAAGGCUAUGUGCCGCGCAAGAAUACCACGACGGGCGAGAUUUCUUCACAGCUGUCAGCACGUUCAAUUCAGGCGCCAACACUAACGCCUCCCCACUCGCGUGCAACAAGCGUGACCUCCAGCUUCAAUGGACACUUGGCGAUUGGUAGUGGUGGCGAGACGUCGUCAGGCGCCGUCAGUCCAGUUGACGGGCCUGUGAGUCGUGCUCUGUUGACCCGGAAGCUUGCAAGUCUUCCAGAGUCCCGCGACUCGCGCGCACCAACGAUGAGCUCCAUCAAAGUGGUCAAGCGCGUCCUCUUGAUGCUUUUCUAUCUCUAUAGGCCGAUCGCCGACGUCGCCCAGCAGUUAAGUAGCGGAUCGCCGAAGCGCUCGACCCUGGAACGACAACUGUAUGGCGCUAAUGCUCACGUGGAGGAGCUCGACCGGCUCUUGAAUGGUGCGGACGGCAUUACUGAAGACCACAUCGAGCUUGAACCUGCUCUUCUCAUGUCGGUCACGCGUACGGCCACUACGGCGUUGACGCUUUAUGUUCAGGUCAUCAAAGAGCUUCACCGAAAUCGACAGCAAAUGGCAAGGCGUGUUGAUGCAUUUCACGUACGAUGUGUGAUCAAUACAGCUUACAGUACCCUUAUCGAGGCGCGGAACGUUUGUCAAAUGCUGGGCUUCCACACCAAAACCUUGCCGGCCAAAACUCUGCGGGCAUCAAAUGCUUGGAGUAGUCGUACUGUCACACCGACUCAGGCGCGGUCCUCGAGCAAUCGAAGGAGAGGAGCCACAAUCCUGCCAAGCUCAGGGGGUAGCACCAGUUUUCGAGGGGCGCCAGCACCGCCCGUGCCUCUACAUACAAAUGGUAGCCGCAGUAACACGAUGACGUCCACGGGAGGGGCGACUCCGCGCAUGAACGACGCCAUGGGCGGUCUUUCAUCGUAUAGUAAUGUUUCUUCUCGGAGCAAUACUAUGCGGAGCGGCAUUUCUCAGUCCGAAGGAGAGGACAGCGCUGAUAGACUGUACCGAAAGUUGAAGGUCUGUUGCGAUCUCGCCUUGCAAAUUCUACCUCCAGUCCGUGCGGAGCUGGCUUCGAGGAAACUCAGCGCGGACAAGACCGGCCAUUCUCGUUCGGCGCACCAGUACGCGCAGGCAGUCAACAAAUGUGACUUCGUCAUCGCAACGAACAACAAACUCAUGUCGCGUUUGAAAGUUAUGCGGGUAGGGGAUCCUGCUCGGUACCUCUCUGAGUUCCGACAGCUUACGGAGAGCUUCUCGAAGGAUUGGGCCAACUUUGCCGGAGAAAUCAUGUCGUUGGCACACAAUCGCAUUGAUAUUGGCAACGUCAAGCACAACCUCAAGCCUGUCCAAUACGCCGUCAAGGAUGCUAAUAAUGCCGUGGCGCAGUCUUUGCAAGCUUCAACAUAUACUGUACCGACCACUCAUGCAAAGCCACCUCCGACUGCUGGACUUCAUGGAGGCUUUUUACCAAAUCUCAACACGAGUCUGGCGCUUCAAACGAGUUACAUCCCUCCAGUUCCUGCCACGCCCCUGGGCGCAGCCCUCGGUCCAGCGGUGCAGGCCACAGUACCACCAACGCCUAGUACGGCGUUUAACUCCCCCGAGUUUUACCCUACCCAAUUUGUUCCAGGACCUGGUCGAUCCGGUCCAUCAAGAACAGAUGCAAUGUUACCACCACCGGGAUACCCAAGAAGAUGA
Messenger RNA from Ramularia collo-cygni, 2676 nucleotides. RefSeq lists its product as uncharacterized. The record is from RefSeq and is a predicted model, not a curated record. The transcript has 5 exons. Gene Ontology annotation, molecular function: protein binding. NCBI's taxonomy places the organism in Eukaryota, Fungi, Ascomycota, Dothideomycetes, Mycosphaerellales, Mycosphaerellaceae. Bases 1 to 2676 code for a protein of 891 amino acids.